Cucurbita maxima (winter squash) is the source of this 993-nucleotide messenger RNA. RefSeq lists its product as uncharacterized. The record is from RefSeq and is a predicted model, not a curated record. The transcript has 5 exons. NCBI's taxonomy places the organism in Eukaryota, Viridiplantae, Streptophyta, Magnoliopsida, Cucurbitales, Cucurbitaceae. Bases 149 to 736 code for a protein of 195 amino acids.
GCUUGGACAGAUCCACGCUAUUCCUCAAGUUUAUAGUCUAGUAUUUGCUAUAGAGAGGGUUCGCGGGUGAAUCCUUCCCUUCCCACCUGUAAUUGUAUCGUGUUCGGGUUCAUGUUCGUAGCCAGAGAGAGUUGUCAAGAACUUGGAGAUGGAUGAAUCAGACGGAGGUCAAAAUCCAGCGCCUAACCUUACCUCUAAUGGCGCCAAAGAUUCGAAGGGCAAGUCCUGUAAGGGCUGUCUCUAUUACUCUUCACUUCAGAAAUCCAAAUCCAAAACGCCCACCUGCAUUGGAUUGUCCAAAACUCUCGAGCAAGUACCCAACUACAUAGUGGGAGAAACUGAGUUGGAAGCUUCAAAAGAGGGACGCAGUCUUGCAGACUUCAAAUAUGCUUGUGUUGGUUACUCUGUCCACUUAGAAAAGAAAGAUUCACCAAAUGAUGUGCAGAACAAACAGGCUGAGCUGCCCUUCUGCGUUGGUUUAGAGGUAUUGUUGGACAAAAGGCCAGCGGAACAUUCCCAAGCUCAUGUUCAUGAUAAAACUGAAGAUAGCCCUGCCUUUCCACAGCCACGCAACUAUAAACCGUCCUAUGCAGCUGGAGACGAGUACCUAAACAGGUUUACACGAAAUGCAGUCCUUGUCGCAUCAGGCGUAGCGAGGAACAUGAACAAAGUUUGCAUCUACAUAAAAGAAAGCUUCGACGAUAUUUUACACCCUUACCGAAGACGACCAAAAUGAUGUACGUCCAUGAACUGCUAGAAUAAAGAUCAGUCAUCACAGUAAAUAGGUAUGUUGCAGAACGCCGACAACGCCCGAUCAUACGUAAUAUUGAUCAAAUUCACGUCCUUAUAACUGUGUAAAGAUGACGUCAAGGGAGCACGUCGUCUUUACGUGGCUGUAAUAAAUAAUGUAACGAAUUUAAAUUCUUAUGAGUGUUCAAGCCAUUGAUUGAAACCUCGAGAUAGAAAAUUUUGAAUUACAUAACUUUUUAGAAA